Molecule: messenger RNA, 369 nt
Organism: Aspergillus calidoustus
Lineage: Eukaryota; Fungi; Ascomycota; Eurotiomycetes; Eurotiales; Aspergillaceae
Source: the annotation of a GenBank genome assembly
AUGAAGCUCGUGCGAUUUUUAAUGAAAUGCGCCAAUGAAACGGUGACUAUCGAGUUGAAAAAUGGCACAAUCCUCCACGGCACCAUCACCUCCGUCUCCCCGCAAAUGAACACCUCUCUCCGCACCGUCAAAAUGACCCCCAAAGGCCGCGACCCAAUUUCCCUCGAUACCAUCAACAUCCGCGGCUCGACGAUCCGCUACUAUAUCCUGCCCGACAGUCUGCCGCUCGACACGCUGCUCAUUGACGAUACACCCAAGCCGAAGAACAAGGCGCGCAAGGAGGCCGAUCGUGGUGGACGUGGUGGUGGCCGGGGACGCGGUGGUCCGAGGGGGAGAGGCCGUGGUCGUGGUCGGGGCAGGGGUUUCUAG